ACCACCAACGACUCGCUCGCGCAAGAAGCGCGCCAAGCCGCGGAAGACGCCAGCAAGGCGCGCCGCGAGGCGCAGGAGCUGGCGGCGACGGGCAGGGAGCGCGAGCGCGCGCUGCGCCGAAUGGAUGGGGCCGCGGAAGAGAAGGAGCGCGCGUGGCGGGACCGACUGCAGCGCCUUGUGGAGGAGCGCGGAGAUCUCGAGGCUAAGCUGCGGCGCGCGGAGGCGGAGCGGGAGGAGGCGGAAGAACAACUGCGCGCACACAGCGAUUCCCGAAGAAGCGGGAACGGGGAGAGCGCAGGCGCGGGGAGCGCGGAGGAAUUGCGGGAGUUGCGCGCGCGGGUGGAGGAGGGGGAGCGCGAGGUGGAGGAGCUCACGCAGGAGAGCCUGCAGCUGGCGGCGGGGCUGAGCGCAGCGCGGAGAGAUGUGGCGGAGCGGGAAGCGCGGAUCAAGGAGCUUCAGGUGCAGGUUAGCGUGCUGCAGCGGUGGGAGAGGCGCGAGGAGCGGCGGGGUAAGGGCGGAGACGACUGGGGGAUGCGGCGGAGAGAGGAGGGCGGAGUGGAUGAGAGCGGGGAAUCCGCGGAGCAGGUGGAGCAGAUGCAGCAGCAGCUGCGGCGGCAGGAAGAGCAGGCGCAAGAGGCGGAAGCGCAAGCGCGGCGACUGGAGGAGCAGUGCGCGGAGCUGGAAGAGGCAGCGCAGCGUGGCAGAGAGCGGGCGGAGGAGGCGGAGAAACGCGCGGAGCAGUUGGCGCAGCAGGUGGCGGACGCGGAGAGGGCCGUGCGCGAGGCAGAGGAGGCGCAGAGGCGCGCGGAGGGGCAGGCGCGACUGGCGGAAAUGAGCGCGGAAAGGCUAGGCAACCGCGUGCGCGCGUUGACGCCCCUAGAAUCGCGCGUGGGGGAGCUGGAAGAGGAGCUGCGCGUGGGGAUGGAGCGCGUGCGCGUGCAGGAGAGGGUCAAGGGGGAGGCGGAGGCGCGCGCGCGGCAGCAGGCAGCGCUGCUGGCGGAGGUGCGGGAGGAGCUCGAGGGGGAGGUGCGGCGGCUGGGGAACCAGGUGGAGGGGCUGCAGCAGCGGUGCAGAGCGGUGCAGGGGGAGAAAGAGAGUCUGGAGGCGGAGAGGGACAGAUUGGAAGGGGAGGUGAAGCAGGCGCGCGCAGCAGCGCUGGCGCAAGCAGGCAAGGCGGAAGCGGAGGCGAAGCGCGCAUGGGGGGAGGUAGAAUCGAUGAGGAGGGCGGUUGAGUCUCUGGAGAGGGGGAAGCGGGAGGCGGAGGAGGAGGCGAAGGGCGCGCGGGAUGCGCGGAGAGCGGCGGACGUGAGAGAAGAAGAGCUGUCAGUGCAGUUAGCGUCGCUGCGGGAAGUGCUGCAGGAGCAGGCGGAGCGGGCGGAGAGCGCGGAGGCGGGGCGGAAGGCGCAGCAGGCGCAAGCGGAGGCGGAAGCGGAGAGGGGCAAGGCGGAGAAGCUGCAGCAGGAGGUCCAGGGGCUGGCGGGGGAGGUGGCGCGGUUACAGGGGGAGGCGGAGCAGGCGCGGAGGGAGCAGGAGGAACGGUGCGCGGAGCAGCAGCAGGUGGCGGAGGGCAGGGAGAGGCAACGGCGGGAGGCGGAAGGCAGGGCAGCACGACUGGAAGAAGCGCUGAGGACGGUGGAAGAGGAGCUAGCGCAUAGCCUGGCGCAGAGACGACACGUGCAAGAGAGAGAGGUCCAGCUGGAGGCUGAGGUGGCAGCGCUGACUGGGAAUGCCGCCAGGCUGGCGACAGCUGUGCGGGCAGCAGAGGAGAGGAUGAGGGAGAGCGUGGAGAGGGUGAGGGGGGAGAAGAGGGAGGUGGAGGAGAGGGUGGUUGAGGUGGAGGCGGAGAGGAGACGGCUGGAAAGGGAAGUGGAGCGGCUGAGGGGGAGGGAUGCGGGUGCCGGUGGUGCGCGAGGGGAGGAGGGUAAGGCAGAGGGGAGAGCAGGGGGAGGGGAGCAGGAGGCACGGGAGAUGGCAGGGAGUGGAGUGGAGCAGGAGCUGUGGGCACGGCUGGAUGUGCUGCUGGGUGAGAAGGAGGAGGCGGUGCAGCGGGCUAUACGCGUAGAGGAGGGGUUCAGGCGCGAGAGGGCUGCAUGGGAAGCAGAAAGGGAGGAGGUGAGGGGCGAGGCGGAGAGGAUGAGAGGAGAGGUGGAGACAGCGAGGGCGGAGGCGGAGCGGGCGAAGAGAGAGGUGGAGAGGGUUGAAGGGGAGCUGAGUAAGGUGAGGGUGGGUGCUGGUGGUGGUGCUGCUGCAGUGGGAGGGGAGGGGGGUGGUGGUGGAGGAGAGAAGGGGGUGGGAGAGGGGCCGGCGAGGAGGCUGAUGAGUCAGAUGCAGCGGUGGAGCUGGGUUAGUACCGGUGCUGCCACUGCUGCUGCCACUGGUGUGGCGACAGGUACCAGCACUGGCGAUGGCAGCACAGCCGACAAGGCAGGCAGGAGUGACAUUGAGACUGACAACAACCAGCAGCAGCAGCAGCAGCAGCAAAAGAGGGCGGAUUCGAAAGAGGGAGGCUCGGAUGGUAGCAGCAGCAGCGUGUGGGAGGAGAAGGUGCAGAAAUUGCACGCAGAGGUGGAGCGGUUGAAGGCAGAGGUGCAGGCAGAGCGAGCUGCGAGGCAAGCCAGCGAGCAGCGGACUGAUGAGUACACGAAACGGGUGCGGGAGCUUGAGACCCAGCUGCAGUCCGCCAGGCAGCAAGCAGCAGAGGCGGAGAGGAGAGCAGAGAGGCACGCAGAGGAGAUCCCAGUGCUGCGAGCCGAGCAGGCGGCGCUGCGGCGGCAGGUGGAGGAGGCGAGGAAGCAAGCAGCAGGCGUGGAGAAGGCCCGACUGGAGCUGGAAACAGAGCAGCGGAGGCUGGCACAGCAGCAGCAGGGCGCGGGCGCAGGCGGAGGAGACAAGAAGAAAGAGUUUGAGAAGCUGCGAGGGGAGCUGAUUAAAGAGAGGUUGGAGAAGCAGGUGGUGGAGGAGCGGCGUGUGCUGCUGGCGGGGCGGCUGGUAGCCAUGGAGGCUGAGCUGGCAGGCUUGGAGGAGGUUCGGCAGAGGAACGCGAAGCUGGAAGCAGAUGCGGAGACGAUGAGGGUUGCAGCGGAGCAGCUGCAGGCGGCUGUGAAAGCCAUGGAGGAAAAAAUGGCUGCGGCCCAUGGGAAGGAUGGAGGGGUAGAGGGGGGAGUAGGUGGAGCGGUGGUUGACGGUGUGGCGUUGAGAGGGAGUGUGGUGGUUGUGGGUGAGGGGGAUGUGGGAGGGAGUGUGGGUGGUGGGGAGGAGAUGAAAGGGGGUGACGAGGGGUCGGCAUACAGUGGAGAAGGAGGUGGAGGUGCAGGAGGGGCAGGAGGGGCAGGAGGAGCAGGAGCAGGAGGAGGAGCAGGAGGGGGAGCAGGAGGUGCAGGAGGAGGUGAGUCAGGGCGUCAAGACGUGGACUUCUGGAAGAGCUACGGGCUGCCCCAUGGCCGAGUGCCCCAAGGGGGCCGGCUGAGGGAAGAGCGCGUGGCACGGGGCGGCGGAGGUGGUGGUGGGGCAGGUGCGGGAGGAGGUGGUGGGGGAGGAGGGGGCGGAGGAGCAGGGGGAGGAGCACGAGGUAAGGUUGCAUCGGCGUCACCACAGCCAUUUAGAACCCAGCAGCAUGCGCAGGUGCAGGCACAGCAGCGGGUGCGGGCAUCAAGUCCUGUAGUAGGGCGGGCAGGCAGUGGGGGGGGUGGUGGAGGAGGGGCAGGGGGAGCACGAGGGGGUGGGGCGAGUGGGGAGAGUGCGAGGAGGGGCGUGAGUCCCCUGCGUGGCGCCAGCCAGGCCCGCUCUUCCAGUCCUGUGCGCUCUGCUAGCCCUGCGCGCACUGGCAGGCAGUCUGCAGCAGGAACGGGAGCAGGAGCAGCAGGUGUGGCGUUUGGCAGUGCGACUACACGCCAUGCGUCACCUGCACGCACAGCCAGACAGCAGCAGCAGCAGCAGAGUGUGGGGGUGGUGGCAGGGAUGGGGGUGGGAGCAGCAGCGAGGAUAGCUGCAGGCAGGGCAAGUGGAGGAGGCAGUGGGGCAGGGCAUGCAGGAGGGGGAGGCAGCAGUGCGGGUAACCGGCAUGUGGGCAUGAUGGGUGCGUCUCUCUCUCACAGCACUGCCAGCAGCGGUGGUGGCGGUGGCGCCAGCAGCGGUGGCGUUGCAAGCAGCGGCUUGUAUGGGAGCCGAGGGGGAGGGGCGGCUGCGGUUGCAGCAGCAAUGAGGCGGAGCAGUGACCGCAGCAGCAACCAUGCCAUGGCAGCAACACACGCAGAGAGCAGCAGCAGCAGCGGGCAUCACGGCAGUGUGACUGCGAGCGGCGGCGGCAUUGGCAGCGGCACAGUGACUGCCAGCCUGCUGGGUUGCAUGGCGGCAUCAAGCUUGCUGGAUGAGGGCGCAACGAAUCCUCUCUUUGGGGAUGAUGAUGACGAAGAGCGUCUAACUUUGUUUGCAACACAACCCGCGUUCCCUCUGUACGAUGCCAUGUCGCCGACCCCGAUCCACCAAUCACCGUCCACCACCCACGCUCUUCCUAGUCACCGCGCGCACGAUUACCGCGCGCACUUAUCCUGUUCGUCGCCGAAUCUCGCAGCAGCUGCUGUCGAGGCGGCGGCAUCUGCGGCGGCAGCCAGCGGUAUAGGAGCCAGCCGAGUGUUACACGAGCGGUUAUGCCUUCGCAUCGAUGUCGCCAACCAAUCGCUCGCAGGUUUCGCGGAACUACACGUUUCCCUGCCGUCCGCCAAGCUUCCGCUUCUUCCGCCCCGCGAUCCGUCCGCUGCGCCUGAGUCUCCCUCUAGAUCGCAGGCGGCUUCCGCUCCCCCGCUGGUAGGCGCUUCCGGUUCCGCUGGCGUCGCGCGGACGCGCUCAUUGGACGAGUGCGUUGCGCGUGACUUCGGGGGAGCGCGGGUGGGGGCGCAGGCACAGGAGGCGGGGGGAGACCGCGAGAACGCGGGAGAUUUGGGCCCCGCGCUGUGCUUCCACGCGCGCGGAUUACACAUCCGCCACGUGGCAGUCGAUGGCGUGGCCGCGCCGUUCUAUCUGCUGCGUCCCGCCCUCCCGCGAUCUAAGCGCAGGGGGCGCGACGAGGGCGGGGCGGAAAGGCAAGGGGGAAAGCGCAGAUCUUCGGGAGUUAAACGAGCGGAGCGACAACGGGCGGAGAAGGGCGGGGAGAGAGGGCUAGGGCCAGACGUGGAUAUCGAGUUAUCUAGUGGCGGGAGCGACGGUGAUGGUGGCGGCAGCGACGCGGAGAGAACGGUAUCAGGAGCAGGCGCGCGGAUCUCAUCAGGUUCUGCCGUCAAGGAGACAAAGCGGGCGCGCGGAAAGCGUCCGCGCAGGGGCGCAGGCGCAGCGGAGCGGGAAGCGCAAGCGCGGAGGGUGGAAGGGGGCGGAGCAGCGGGCAUGGGGAUGGGGGAGGGGUGGGAUGGGACGGUGGAGGGCGCAGCGGAGAGCGGAUACGCGCAGUACCUGCGGCUCGUGCACGAGGAGCGCGUACCGGAGCUGGUCGUGUGGCUGCCACGUGCUGUGACAGCAGCGCUGCAGGCACAGGCGCAGGCGCAGGCGCAGGCGCAGGCGCAAGCGCAAGCGCAGGCAAACGCGCGGGGAGCGGCAGGGGUUGCAGCAGCAAGCAGCGCGGGCGGGGCAACGAGCACUGGAGACGCGCAAGCAGCAGAGAGCAAGGAGAAGGAGAAGGAGCGAGAGAGGGAGAAGGAGAAGGAGAAAGAGAAGGAGAAAGAGAAAGAGAAGGAGAGAGAGAGGGAGGGAGCAGGAGCAGCAGAGGGCGAGGGCGGGGAAGCAGGAGCGGAGGUGGUGGUGAGAGUGAGAGUGGACUACCAGCUAGCGCCGCAGCAGGCGCCCACCUCACCCCGCACUCCCUUCAGCACCACCACAACCACCAGGAGCAGCAGCAACGGCAGCGGCGGCGGCAGUGGGGGGUGGGGGAGCGGCGGAGUGCAUUUCGCGGGGGGGUGGAUGCACACGGUGCUGGGGGUGCCGCGCAGGGCGCGCUGCUGGAUGCCGUGCGUUGACUCGCCGCGCCACCGCUGCUCCUUCCUCCUCUCCCUCUCCGUCCCCCUGCCCCUCCGCGCCAUCGCCCCCGGCACACUUGUCUCGCUCUCCCCUGGAGGGGGGGAGACUGGGGGGGAAGCUGGCGGGUGCGGACUGUGCGGCCGUGUGGGGGGGAGAGGGGAGGGUGUGGGGAACGGGGCAGGGGAAGGGGGUGAGGAGGGCAAGGGGGAAGGCGAGGGUGGUAAGGUAUGUCCUGCUUGUGGAGCCUCAUCAACGCCCCAACCCACCACCCUCAACUCGCACCCUGUCCCCGCACACACCCCCGUCCCGCUCCCCUCCGCACACCCGCCCCCCUCCUCCCCCCCACUCCACACCUUCACCUACCAGAUGCCUGUACCAAUAGCAGCGCACCAGGUGGCAAUCGCCGUGGGUCCAUUCGUGGAACUCCGGGAUCCGCGCUGCCCCGCGCUGUCCCACUGCUGCAUGCAGCCCGUGCUAGCGUCCGGUGCUCUCGCCCGCACCACCGCCACUAUCGACGCCGCGUUCCGAGUGUUUGAGGACUACAUGGGCUCGCCUUUUCCCUUCCCCUCGCACCGCCUGCUCUUCCUGCCAGAGGCCCACGGCGAACCCGACCCUGCUGUCUCUGCUGCCGCUGCUGCUGCUGAUUCUGCAACAGCGGCAGCAGCAGGGAGAGGCAGUCAGUGCAGUGAUCCGACCCGGAGCAGCAGCAGCAGCGGAAGCAGCGGGGGCAGCAGCAGUAGCCGGCGGUCGCUGUGUCCGCUGGAAGGGCGGUGUGUAUCAGGAGCAGCACUAGUUCUCAUAGACUCCAGCCUCCUAGUCACCGACCGGGACAUUCACACCGCGCUCUCCUCGCGCCUGCGCCUCGUGCGUGCGCUCGCAUCCCAGUGGUUCGGCGCAUUCAUCUCGGCAGAAAGCCCUGCGGACGAGUGGCUCGUGGAGGGCUUGGCAGGGCACCUGGUGCAGGUGUUCGUGCAGCGGUGCCUGGGCGGGAAUGAGGCGAGUUACCGGCGUGUGAAGGCCAAUGAUGCCGUGUGCGCCGCUGAUGUUGACGGCGCUGCUGCGCUGUGCCCGCGCCCGUCGCUCGCUGCUGCUGUCGCUGCGUCGUCUGCUGCCCAUGCUGCUGCGGCUGCUGCUCUUGGGGUCGGGGAGGGGAGAGGCGGAGAGGGCGGAGAGGCCCGGGGAAAAGGGGUGGGAGGAGGAGAAGUAGGGGGAGGAGGGGGAAGAGGAGGAGGGAGAGGAGGGUACGGGGUGGAGGCAGCAGCAGCAGCGGCGUGGAAAGCAUGUGCGUCUCAGUCCUCCUCCCAGCCACUGCAAUCAUCCUCCUCCCAAUCAUCCUCCCAGGCACCACAGCCGUUUGCAGCGCCGUUUGCGCUGCACCCAUCGGAGCUCGUGUCUCUCGACGCAGCAGCGAAGCGGCUGAGAGCCAGCAAGGCAGUGGCAGUGGUAGACAUGCUGGCACGGCAAAUGGGCGCCGAUGCCUUCCGGAAGCUUCUCCAGAGGCUCAUGCUCCGCUCGCAGGCCACCUCCCGGCGGCUCCGCUCGCUAAGCACCGCGCAGUUCCGGCACUUAGCUAACAAAGUCGGGAACUUGGAGAAGCCCUUUUUGAAGGACUUUUUUCCGCGCUGGUUGCACUCUCCGGGGUGCCCGCGCCUGUCGCUCGCGUUUGCAUACGUGCGGCGGCGGAAUGUGAUCGAGCUGGCUGCUAGGAGAGAAGCCACGGCACGGCCUGAUCUCACUGCUCUCUCCUCCUCACCUGACGCUCCUCCCCUGCCCCCCUCCGCCACCGCCGCUGCUGCUGCCGCUGGUGGCGUUGGGAGGGACGGGGGGGCAGGCGGGGAGGGUGGGGGGGCGGGCGCGGGAGGGGAGUUUGGAGGUCUGGUGGACGAGUUGGGAUGGGCGGGGAUGGUGAGCAUUAGAGUGCAGGAACCAGAGGGGCAUUUUGACCACCCGUGCCUGCCGCUGGGCGGCGACAGCUGUCUGCUUCUGGAGCUCCCCUGCCACUCGAAGCUGGCGCUGCGGCGCGUGGCGCAGGCCGGGAAGAAAGGAGCCGGGGGAGGCGCAGGGGGGCCGCCGGGGGCAGGGGAAGAGGAGGCGGGCGCAGGGGCAGACGCGGCGGCAGCAGGAGGGGCAGGAGGAGGGGGAGGAGCGGGAGGUGGAGGUGCGAGCGGGGAGGGGAAGGGCGGGGGAGGAGACAUGCCGGUGCUAUGGAUGAGGGCGGAUCCAGACAGGGAGUAUCUAGCUCACAUGCGCCUCUCCCAACCCGUCCCCAUGUGGACCGCCAUGCUCGCUCGUGACCGAGACGUGACGGCACAGACCGCAGCUGUGGCAGCGCUGCAGGCGGUGGGGGAUGUGGCGGCAGCGAGUGCGCUCUUGGCGUGUCUCUGUGAUGCCUCUGUGUUCUGUCGGGUGCGUGCUGAUGCAGCGCUGGCUCUCGCGCAUUGCUGCACUGCCGCCUCCUUCGCUCCGUCCUCCCCGUCGCCCUCUCUCCCCCCCGCUGCUGCUGCCAACGCGACAGACCUUUCCCCUGCUCUACCGCAGACCCCCCCCGGCACUGCCGGUACCACCACUACCACCACCACCACGACUACUAUCACCAUCGGGACUGGUGGUGGGACCGGCGGUGGCAGCGGCAGCAGCAGCAGUGCUCUCCCAGGGUUGGAGCUCCUGCUACGUUUCUACAAGGACCGGUUCUUCGACCCGCUCACAGGCCUCCCCCGCUGCAACGACUUCACCGACUGGGCGGAGUACUUUGUCCAAAUCUGCAUCCCGGCGGCAGUGGCCUCAGUGAGGGAUGCGCGGGGGUGCUCCCCCGUGGCAGCGGUGUCGUUCCUGCUCUCGCUGCUUCUGCACAAUGAUAACUCGCGCAACGCGUGGGAUGACUCGCACUUUCUCUCUGCGGUCAUCUCUGCCAUUGCGUCGCUGAAACUCUCGCCUGACCACUUCCUUUGCAGAUCUGGCACCGGCAGUGCUGCCGCCGCUGGCGCUCCCCACACGGUACACGCACACGCACACGCACAGGCGGCGCUACAAGGGGAAUGGCGCGCAGCAGGGAUGAGCAUUACCCCCGUGCUGGCAGCCCGAGUGGUGCAGCAGCUGCAGCGCUACCUCUCCUUUGACCGCAUCCUCCCCUCCUCCCUCCGCCGCGUGUCCGCCUCCUGCCUGCACGCCCUCACGCACCUCUCGCUCUCGCUGCCCCCGUCCGCCUGCGACCUCCCUGCGCUGCGCUCGCUGUUGCUCAGUCAUGCCGGGAGGUAUGUGCGGUGUGGGGAGGGGGAGCUGUGGGGGAAAGGCGAAGGGCGGUGGGGGAAGGACGGGGAGGAGGAGGUGGGAAGAGGGCGAGGGAUGGGUGUGGUUGGGAAUGGGCUUCUCGCCCACUCCUGCCCCUCCAUCCGCCACCUCUGCGCUCUCCUGGGUGCUCCCUCUGUCGCCCUGCCAUCCCCGUCCCCGUCCCGCCCUGCGUCUGCCGGGGCUGCCGAGGCAGCAGCAGCAGCGGCCAUACGAGCAGGGGUAGCAGGCACUGCUGCAGCAGCAGGAGCAGGAGGAGGAGGGGGUAUGAGAGCAGGGGUUUCGUUAGGAGCAGGGGGAUCAUCCCUUAGUGCUGGGGCCACUAGACGGCCUGAAGGGGUGUCUCUUACUGUGCGCCUCCCCCGCCCCGCUCCCCCUCCCCCUCCCCCUCCCCCCCGCCUGGAGCCCAUUCGCCUGAGGCUCACCCCGGGGGGAGGGGCGGGGGGAAGCACUACCAGCACGGGCAGCGUGGGGGCAAAGGGCGGAGCGGGGAGCGUGGGGGGAGCAGGGGGAGGGGAAGCGCGGGAAGCAGGGGCGGCGGGUGUGGUGGGUGGGGUGGGUGCUGUGGGUGGUGUGGGUGGUGGUGGGGAGGCAGGGGGAGGAGGGUCACGGGGAGGGGUGGAGGAGGCGAGGGUGGGGAAAGUGAAGCUGAGGUUCAAAGCAGCAGCAUCCCCCUCUUCUGCUGCUAGUGCGGAAGCAGGUAGCAGUGGCGCUAUGGCAGGGGCAGGGGGGGAGGCGGGGCAUGCUCAGGGGGAGGGUGAGGAGGAGAGGAAGCAGAUGGUUGCAGGGAACGACAAGGAGAGGGGCGAAGGGGAUCAAGGAGUGGGGGAGAAGGGAGGUAGUGAGGGAAGGGGGGACGGUGCAAAAGCUGCGGAGAAGGAAAGCAAGGACGGGGGCGCGAGGAGCAGUGGUGGUGAGAUAGGUGGGGUUGGUGGUGCUGUUGGUGGCGGUGCACAUGGAGCGGAGGAGGGGAAGGGGGAGAGGGGCAGUCAAGGGACAAGGGAUAAUGAGGAGAAGCGAAGCAAGAAGAAGAGAGAGGAGGGGGAUCAUGGGCGGGCGGACAGGACGAGCAGUGGGACGCAAUCAAACGAGGAGAGCGACAAGGAGAAGGAUAAGGUCCGAUUCAGCAUGUGGAGGGGCAUGCGUACGCGGAUGGGCAUGGGCGUGAGGAUGGGCAUGGGCAUGAGGAUAGGCAUGGGCAUGAGGAUAGGCAUGGGCAUGAGGAUAGGCAUGGGCAUGAGGAUAGGCAUGGGCAUGAGGAUAGGCAUGGGCAUGAGGAUAGGCAUGGGCAUGAGGAUAGGCAUGGGCAUGAGGAUAGGCAUGGGCUUGGGCAUGAGCAUGGGCAUGAGUCACAGGAGCAAGACGGACACCCAGACCCAUCAUCCAGCCCCCAGCAGUCUCCACCCCAUCGCCAGCCACCAGCCGACGCGCUCCAUCCUCUCCGCCGCCUAUCUUGUAUCUGCUACAUGUGUAGCAGCCCGCGCAACGCUCCGCUCUAGCCUCUCCGCGAGCCUGAUUCCCUGCGCUGCUGCGCGCAGUGCGCGGAGUGGCGGAAUGGAUCCCAUGGCGUACGCGGACGAUCUCGUGCGCGAGCUGCUGGUUUUCCGCGGAUUCGCGCACACGCUAGCGGCCUUCGAGGCGGAACUUGCCGCGGACAAGCUGCAACCGCCCCAGGCGCAGCGCGUGGUGCAUCACAUCAUGCGCGAGGUCAUCCCCGCGCUGGACUGGCGCGCGCUCGCGCGCCUCUUCCUGGUGCUCCGCCAGCGCUUCCUGGCGCGCGCGGACGGCGCGAGCUGCGCGGCGCUGGAGGAGCUGGAGAUGGGCGUGCAGCGGCUGUUCAUGGUCACCGCGAUGCGCGCGGGCAGGCGCGCGGAGGUGGUGCGCGUGCUGGAGGACAUGGGGGAGAGCGUGCAGGCGCUGCUCAUGACCGCGCCCCAUGACUGGACGCUCUGGUUCGGGCCUGCCCUCCUGCCUUACCACACAGAGCACUCAUGCCAUGCUGCCGCACUGCCUGUGCUUGCCUGGCGCACACCUCCCAUUCACCCCUUCCUUUUCACCACUCCCUCUCACACCACAUCCUUUCACAUACCCCCCCGUCCCUCCGCCAAGCCCCCCUCCCUCCCUCACACCCCAUGCCCCUCUCUUCCCUCUCCCUCACCCCAUGCCGCUUCCCCAAUCCCCCAAACCAGCGGCGCCGUACAUGCGGCAUCCGGAGCAGCACCCGGCACUGGCGCGGCGCCGUACAUGCGGCAUCCGGAGCAGCAUCCAGUGCUGGCGGUGUAUUUCACCCCCGACGGCGCCAUACAUGAGGCAUCCGGAGCAGCACCCGGCUCGUCGAGGCCGCAGCAGCCGGCGCUGCUGCGCUUCUGUGAGGAGCAGAGGCGAGCGCACCACCUGCUGGCAACCAACGACCAUGCACAGCGCCAGAUCGCGCGCCUGCGCCUGCUGCUGCGCGCACGCGACAAAGACCUUUCCCUGCUCCGCCAGUCAGCCGCCCAACCCUCUCUCCCCUGGACUUCCCCUCUCCUUCUCGGACCCCUCCGCUCUUUCUUCCACCUCGCUCCCUCCCCUCUCCUCCGUCUCCGUCCCGUCUCGAUCCCCUCUCCCUUUCCUUUCCAUCCCCUUUCCGUUUCCUGCUGUCUAAAGCUCCAAACUUUGGCUCCGGAUGAAGACCCUCUCUUUCCCACUGCACCCUUCUCCACCUAUCUACACCACCACCCCUCCCAUGCCCCCUCCACCUCUGCCGCCCCUCCAACCCUCCACACGUCUCCUCCCCCUACAUUCCCCCCAUCACCGGUCCCUUUGCCUGUGCAAUCUCCCUUGUUGCCAGAAGCAACAGCAGCAGCAGCAUCAUUAUCAGCAGCAGCAGGAUGUGCAGCAGAGGGGGGGAGGGGAGAGGCAGGCAAGGAGCGAUCGGAGGCAAGGGGAGCAGGCGGGGACGUGGACGGUGGGAGGGAUAAAUGGGUGGGUGGGGAAGCUGGGGCGUGGGGGGGAACAGGAGAGUAUACAGCAGCAGGUGAGAAGGUAGGGCGUGGUGAGGCUCCUUCAGCUUUUCACACUCCUGCUCCUGCUUUUGACACUACAAGUGCUGCCGAUGCUACAGCUGCUGAUGCGGGUGCUAACACAGGGCAGCUUCCAACCCAUGGUGAUGGUGAUGCAACUGCCGCUCCUCCUGCUCAUACAACUGCUACCGCUGCGACAGCGGCUGUGGGGGGGACGGGCGUGGUGGGUAUGGUGGAGGGGUGGUUUGGGCGGAGGCAGGGGUGGGGGAAGGCCAAGAAUGGGGGUCCUGGGGCCCAGCAGCAGGGUAGCGCGGGCAUGGUGAGUGAUGCCAGUAGUUCCGCCAGCCAUGCUGCCUCAUCCGUUACUGCUCCACCGCUUCUCCCUGCAACUUCUGCUGCUGCUGUGGCGGCUGGAGCAGGGCCAGGGGUGGUCUGGGUGGGGGGGCUUGUGACGCAAGGCGCGGAGGCAGGUGAUAGGGCGGGGAUGGAGGCGGAGCGAGGGGUGCAAGCGGGGAGAGCGGAAGGUGGAACGGCUGGGGAAGGAGUGCGAGAGGACAGGGAAAGGCAUGGUGCAGUGGAAGGGAGGGGCGAGGCAGGUAGCAGGGCAUUACACUCUGAGAACGGUGUGAGUGGAAGGGAUGACGUGAGGGUAGGAGGGGUGGUGGAAGGACGAGGAGGGAAGAGGGGGCGAGGUGGGAGCGGCGGAGCUGCAUGGGAGAUGGCAGAAGCAAGGGAGGAGGAGGGACGCGCUGGUGACGGCAUGUUGCAUGCAGAGUCGCAGGUAGUUCCUGCUGUGAUGCAGUGUAUGCGGGCACAGGAGGUGUACGCAGCGCAUGCAGGGCCCAUCACCCGCUGCCGCUUCUCCCCUUCAGGCGCCAACAUCGCCAGCGCCUCUGCCGAUGGCAGUAUCAGAAUAUGGGAGCCGGAGAUUUCAGAGGGAGCAGCGGAGGGGCGGGGUGGGGCUGGCGUGGUGGUGCGGGGGCAGAGGGACGCGGCGAUCCUGGGGGAUGCUCCCGUGCAGGCCCUUGAGUGGGACGCCAAGUCCGACCGCCUGCUGCUGGCAGGGCUGGCAGACGGGCAUGUGAAGGUGUGGAACGCACACUCCAAGCACAUGCUCUCUGACGCCCCGCACCCACAGCCCUACACCAGGUACGCCCCGCACCCACAGCCCUACACCAGGUAUGCCCCGCACCCACAGCCCUACACCAGGUAUGCCCCGCACCCACAGCCCUACACCAGGUAUGCCCCGCACCCACAGCCCUACACCAGGUAUGCCCCGCACCCACAGCCCUACACCAGGUACGCCCCGCACCCACAGCCCUACACCAGGUAUGCCCCGCACCCACCGCCCUACACCAGGUAUGCCCCGCACCCACCGCCCUACACCAGGUAUGCCCCGCACCCACAGCCCUACACCAGGUACGCCCCGCACCCACCGCCCUACACCAGGUAUGCCCCGCACCCACAGCCCUACACCAGGUACGCCCCGCACCCACCGCCCUACACCAGGUACGCCCCGCACCCACAGCCCUACACCAGGUAUGCCCCGCACCCACCGCCCUACACCAGGUAUGCCCCGCACCCACCGCCCUACACCAGGUAUGCCCCGCACCCACAGCCCUACACCAGGUACGCCCCGCACCCACCGCCCUACACCAGGUACGCCCCGCACCCACCGCCCUACACCAGCAGUUGCCCCCCCUGUGUGUGUGCACGUGCUGCCUGCCCUGCAGACUGCUGGACAUUCGUUCCAGCCCAACAGAGCACCUCUUUGCAUGUGCUGCAGCAGCCUUCGACCACCAGCACCACUCUCCACCCCUCACAUCAUCUCUCCAACCCACUCCCCAGCGUGCGUAAUCGGCCCGUCAACCACUUCCCCCACCCACACCUUAUGGAUGCAUAUCUCUCUGGAGCCUCCGCACCAUGUCACUCCAGCCUCCGCACCAUGUCGCUCCAGGGCUAUCUGCCACUGGGAGAAUCGCCUCCACUCAUCACAUCCAUCUGCCUCAACCACAACGGAAGAAUGCUCGCUGCUGCUGCUGCUGACGGCACCCUCAGACUCUUUGACGUGAAUGCAGCAUCCCAGAUCGCAUGUUGGCCAGUCACCCUGCCAGGCACCUCCCCAUCAUCCUCCUCCUCCUCCUCCUCCGCGCACCCCCUCUCCCCCGCUGUCUGUGUGCGCUUCCUCUGGGACCACUCCUCGCUCUUCUCACUCUCCGCUUCAGGCCAGGUCAGUCCUCCGCUUCUCCCUCCUUCCACCCACCUCCUCACCACCUGCCUCCUCUCCCCUCCCCACCUCCGUGCCCCUGCAUCUCUCCACACCUGCCCCAUAGUCAAGUUCAUCGCUGUUCGCCUCCCUCGCUCUACUCUGGAGGAGUGCACCACUGUCUCCAUGCACACUCUCUGUGUCCUCUCCGCACCCAACAUGGCAGAUAACGGAGUGGAGUUUGCACCAGCAGGGCCAGCUGUUGCGCCACUUCGAUGCAUCCAGUUACUGCAUGCACCCACCGGGCAACACAGGGCCAGCCCCAUCCACCCAAGGCACACCCCAUAUCCCAUGCUCCCAUCUUCCUUCCCCUCUCCUCCCGGACACCCCUCCCCGUCCCCUCUCGUGCCCUCCAUGCAGCUGCGUCUCUCCCACCCAGUAUGGCACGAAGCGGCCACACAUGCAGCGCCCGUCACCACAGUCGACUGGCACCCCACAGCACACGCCUUUGCCUCUGGCUCCGCAGAUCACACUGUACGGGUCGUCUCACUCUCAUGA
Closterium sp. Naga37s-1 is the source of this 15054-nucleotide messenger RNA. Lineage: Eukaryota; Viridiplantae; Streptophyta; Zygnematophyceae; Desmidiales; Closteriaceae. The record is from the annotation of a GenBank genome assembly.